Molecule: messenger RNA, 5947 nt
Organism: Rana temporaria (common frog)
Lineage: Eukaryota; Metazoa; Chordata; Amphibia; Anura; Ranidae
Gene: MYH15
Product: myosin heavy chain 15
Exons: 42
Coding region: 35-5842 (1935 amino acids)
Cellular component (GO): myosin complex
Molecular function (GO): ATP binding; cytoskeletal motor activity; actin filament binding
Source: RefSeq, a predicted model, not a curated record
UAUCUGAUUCUGAGUAUCACUUACAUCUGUCAAAAUGAUGGACAUGUCGGAAUUCGGGGAGGCAGCUUCCUUCCUGAGGAAGAGUGAAAGAGAAAGAAUGAUAUUGCAGACAGUGGCAUUUGAUGGAAAGAAGAAAUGUUGGAUACCUGACGAGAAGGAAGCGUAUUUAGAGGCUGAAAUUAAAGAGACUGGUGCAGGAAAAGUCACUGUUGAGCUUGCUGAUGGAAAGACUGUCACGGUAAAGGAGGCAGAUGUACAGCAGAUGAAUCCCCCGAAGUUUGACAUGAUUGAAGAUAUGGCUAUGUUAACUCACCUCAAUGAAGCAUCAGUGUUAUCUAAUCUGCGCAAACGCUAUGCUAGCUGGAUGAUCUAUACUUAUUCGGGCCUUUUCUGUGUGACUGUGAACCCGUACAAAGCACUUCCAGUCUACAAGACAGAGGUGGUCACUGCUUACAAGGGCAAGAGACGUUCUGAAGCCCCUCCUCAUAUCUUCUCCAUUGCUGACAAUGCUUACCAUGACAUGUUGCGCAAUCGUGAAAAUCAGUCAAUGUUAAUCACUGGAGAAUCUGGUGCUGGCAAGACUGUGAACACGAAACGUGUUAUUCAGUACUUUGCCACAGUUGCAGCAAUCGGUGACCCUUCUGGUAAAAAGAAUCAACCAGCAACAAAGACUGGCGGAACCCUGGAAGAUCAAAUCAUCCAGGCAAACCCAGCCCUGGAAGCUUUUGGAAAUGCCAAAACCCUGAGAAAUGAUAAUUCAUCUCGUUUUGGUAAAUUCAUUAGAAUCCACUUUGGUACCACUGGCAAAUUGUCUUCUGCUGAUAUCGAAAUCUAUCUGCUAGAAAAAUCCAGAGUCAUUUUUCAACAGCCUGGAGAACGAAGCUACCAUAUCUUUUACCAGAUCACCACUGGGAAAAAAAGUGAACUACAAGAUAUGCUGUUAGUGACCACAAAUCCAUACGAUUUCCACUUUAGCUCACAAGGUGUUGUUACAGUGGACAACCUAGAUGAUGGUGAAGAGUUACUUGCAACUGAUCAAGCAUUUGAUAUAUUGGGCUUUAUCUCUGAAGAAAAGUAUGGAUCUUUUAAACUAACAGGUGCAAUAAUGCAUUUUGGAAAUAUGAAAUUUAAACAGAGACCCAGAGAAGAGCAAGCUGAGCCCGAUGGCACAGAAAAUACUGACAAAGCUGCUUAUCUUAUGGGCAUCAGCUCUUCUGAUUUGGUAAAGGGUUUAAUGCAUCCCAGAGUGAAAGUAGGUAAUGAGUAUGUCACCAAGGGGCAAAGUGUAGCACAGGUCAGUUACGCAGUCGGUGCAUUGGCCAAAGGAAUCUAUGACCGAAUGUUUAAAUGGCUUGUGAUCCGUAUUAAUAAGACGCUGGAUACAAAGUUACCCAGACAGUUCUUUAUUGGUGUGCUUGACAUCGCUGGAUUUGAAAUUUUUGAUUAUAACAGCUUUGAGCAACUCUGCAUCAAUUUCACAAAUGAAAAGCUGCAACAGUUUUUCAACCAUCAUAUGUUUGUACUGGAACAAGAAGAAUAUAAGAAAGAGGGUAUUAAUUGGGAGUUUAUCGACUUUGGCCUUGAUUUACAGGCCUGCAUUGAUCUGAUUGAAAAGCCAAUGGGGAUUAUGUCAAUCCUUGAAGAGGAGUGCAUGUUCCCUAAGGCAUCAGAUAUGACUUUCAAAGCAAAGCUUUAUGACAACCAUCUUGGAAAAUCCCCAAACUUACUAAAGCCCAGACCAGACAAGAAGCGAAAAUAUGAAGCUCAUUUUGAACUUGUUCACUAUGCUGGCGUGGUUCCAUAUAAUAUUUGUGGCUGGCUGGAGAAGAACAAAGACCCCCUUAAUGAGACAGUAGUGGGACUUUUUCAGAAGUCAGCCAACAAACUACUGGCUUGUCUGUUUGAAAAUUAUAUCAGUUCAGACAGUGACCAAAGUGGCGAAAAGAAGCGCAAGAAAGGAGCUUCUUUCCAAACCGUGUCAUCUAUGCACAAGGAAAAUCUUAACAAACUGAUGACGAAUCUUAAGUCAACAUCACCUCACUUUGUACGUUGCAUCAUUCCCAAUGAAACCAAAACUCCAGGUGUAAUGGACCCUUUUCUGGUUCUUCAUCAACUGCGUUGUAACGGUGUCCUUGAGGGAAUUCGUAUCUGUCGCAAAGGAUUUCCAAACAGGGUUCUGUACGCUGACUUCAAACAGAGAUAUCGUAUACUGAAUCCCAGUGCUAUCCCAGAGGACAAGUUUGUUGACAGCAGAAAAGCAUCUGAAAAACUUUUGGGAUCUUUGGACAUUGAUAGCACUCAGUUUCAAUUCGGUCACACAAAGGUGUUUUUCAAAGCUGGUUUGCUUGGGAGUCUUGAAGAAAUGCGAGAUGAAAGAUUAGCUAAGAUUCUAACAUUGAUCCAAUCAAGAGCACGGGGAAGACUAAUGAGAAUUGAAUUCCAGAAAAUUUUGGAAAGAAGGGAUGCAUUGCUAGUUAUUCAGUGGAAUAUUCGUGCUUUUAUGUCUGUGAAAAACUGGCCUUGGAUGAAGCUUUUCUUCAAGAUCAAGCCUUUGCUGAAGUCUGCCGAGACUGAGAAGGAAAUGGCCAACAUGAAGGAUGAGUUCCUUAAACUAAAGGAAGCACUUGAAAAAUCUGAGGCCAGGAGGAAAGAACUUGAGGAGAAGCAAGUCAGUUUAGUGCAGGACAAAAAUGAUCUCACACUUCAGCUACAAGCGGAGCAAGAUACUCUGGCUGAUGCUGAGGAAAGGUGUGAUCUACUGAUUAAAUCAAAGAUACAAAUGGAGGCGAAAAUUAAAGAUCUUACAGAACGCAUAGAGGAUGAAGAAGAAAUGAACUCAGAGCUCACUGCCAAAAAAAGGAAACUGGAAGAUGAGUGCUCUGAACUCAAGAAAGAUAUUGAUGACCUGGAGAUAACAUUGGCAAAAGCAGAAAAAGAGAAACAUGCAACUGAAAAUAAGGUCAAAAACUUAACUGAAGAAAUGGCGACUCUUGAUGAAACCAUAACAAAAUUAACUAGAGAGAAAAAAGCUCUACAGGAGGCACAUCAGCAAACUCUGGAUGACCUUCAGGCUGAAGAGGACAAAGUCAACAGUCUGACCAAAAUGAAAUCUAAGCUAGAACAGCAAGUAGAUGAUCUUGAAGGUUCACUAGAACAAGAAAAGAAAGUUAGAAUGGAUCUAGAAAGAGCAAAACGGAAAUUGGAGGGGGAUCUAAAGUUGACACAAGAGAGUCUAAUGGAUACGGAAAAUGAUAAGCAACAGUUGGAUGAGAAAUUAAAAAAGAAAGAAUUUGAAAUCAAUCAGUUGACAUCCAAGAUGGAAGAUGAACAAGCUAUCAUCAUCCAGCUCCAGAAGAAAAUAAAAGAACUUCAAGCUCGUAUCGAAGAGUUAGAAGAGGAACUGGAAGCUGAACGAGCAGCACGAGCCAAGGUAGAAAAGCAGAGGUCAGAUCUCUCCCGAGAGUUGGAAGAAUUAAGUGAGAGGCUAGAAGAAGCUGGGGGAGCAACAUCUGCACAGCUGGAGAUGAAUAAGAAGAGAGAAGCAGAGUACCUGAAGAUGCGCAGGGAUCUGGAAGAAGCCACUUUACAUCAUGAGGCCACAGCAGCUGCUCUCCGGAAGAAGCAUGCAGACACUGUUUCAGAACUUGGAGAGCAAAUUGACAAUCUUCAGAGAGUCAAGCAAAAGCUAGAGAAAGAGAAGAGCGAACUCAAGCUGGAAUCGGAUGAUUUGGCUUCCAACAUGGAGCAGCUUGCCAAAUCCAAGGGCAUAUCAGAAAAAAUGUGUCGCACAUAUGAAGACCAGCUUAAUGAAACAAAGGCCAAGUUGGAUGAGAUGACCCGUCAAUCAAACGAUCUCACCACUCAGAAAGGAAGAUUGCAGACUGAAAAUGGUGAAUUUGCAAGGCUUCUUGAAGAGAAGGAAUCAUUAAUAAGUCAGUUGUCACGAGGGAAGUCUUCUUUUACUCAACAAAUUGAGGACCUGAGGAGACAGUUGGAGGAAGAAACAAAGGCCAAAAAUGCACUGGCACAUGCAGUGCAGUCUUCCAGACAUGACUGUGACCUCCUUCGCGAACAGUUUGAUGAAGAACAAGAAGCUAAAUCAGAACUCCAGAGGUGUCUUUCAAAGUGCAAUGCUGAAGUGGCACUGUGGAGGAAUAAAUAUGAAACUGAUGCCAUUCAGAGGACAGAAGAGUUAGAGGAAGCAAAGAAAAAGCUAGCUGUACGCCUCCAAGAGGCUGAAGAAGCGGUUGAGGCAGCUAAUGCAAAGUGUGCAUCUCUGGAGAAGACCAAGCAUCGUCUGCAGAGUGAGCUAGAAGACAUGAUGAUUGAUUUGGAAAGAUCCAAUGCUUCUGCUGCUGCCAUGGAUAAGAGGCAAAGGAAUUUUGACAAGAUUCUAGCUGACUGGAAACAGAAGUAUGAGGAAGCCCAGGCUGAACUGGAAGCAUCACAGAAGGAGGCCCGCAGCCUGAGCACAGAGCUCUUCAAGCUGAAGAAUGCCUAUGAAGAAGUCUUAGAUAUCUUGGAAACUGUAAAGAGGGAGAACAAAAACCUGCAAGAGGAAAUUUCCGACCUGACUGAUCAGAUCAGUGAAGGUAACAAGACUCUGCAUGAAGUAGAAAAGGUGAAGAAACAGGUAGAGCAGGAGAAGUCAGAGGUACAGAUGGCUCUGGAAGAAGCAGAGGGUGCACUAGAACAUGAGGAAAGUAAAAGCCUCAGAUUUCAACUGGAGCUAUCUCAGAUAAGAUCAGAAUUUGAAAGAAAAUUGGCCGAAAAAGAUGAAGAGACAGAAAAUAUCAGGAGAAACCAACAGCGAAUUAUUGAAACAUUACAAUCUAACUUGGAUGCAGAAGCCAAGAGCAGAAAUGAAGCCACCAGGUUGAAGAAAAAGAUGGAAGGAGACCUAAAUGAAAUGGAAAUUCAGCUAAGCCACGCUACCCGUCAGGCUACAGACGCAACAAAAGCCAUGCGAAAUCUGCAAGCCCACAUCAAGGACCUUCAAAUUCAGCUGGAUGACAACCUUCACCUUUCCGAGGACCUCAAGGAACAAGCAGCAGUCAGUGAGAGGCGAAACAACUUGCUUCAGGCUGAGCUGGAUGAACUAAGGGCAGGACUGGAUCAGACAGAACGAGCAAGGAAGCUGGCAGAGCAGGAACUACUGGAAGCUACAGAAAGGGUCAACUUGCUUCAUUCACAGAAUACCAGUCUGAUCAAUCAGAAGAAAAAGCUGGAGAGUGACUUGUCCCACAUGCAGAGUGAAGUAGAAGAGGCCAUUCAGGAAUGCCGAAAUGCAGAAGACAAAGCCAAAAAAGCCAUCACUGAUGCUGCAAUGAUGGCAGAAGAACUGAAGAAAGAACAAGACACCAGUUCUCACUUGGAGAGAAUGAAAAAGAACAUGGAGCAAACCAUCAAAGACCUUCAGAAGAGACUAGAUGAAGCGGAACAGAUUGCACUUAAGGGGGGGAAAAAGCAGAUUCAGAAGUUGGAGUCCAGGGUGCGUGAAUUAGAAAAUGAGCUGGAAGUGGAGCAGCGUCGGAAUGUAGAGUCACUAAAGGGAGUCCGCAAGUUUGAAAGGCGCAUUAAAGAACUUACUUAUCAGGCGGAAGAGGAUAAGAAAAAUCUGCUCCGAAUGCAAGAUUUGAUUGAUAAAUUACAACUUAAAGUUAAGAGUUAUAAGCAUCAAGCUGAAGAGACUGAAGAACAAGCUAAUCAAUAUUUAUCUAAAUACAAGAAAAUGCAGCAUGAGCUUGAUGAUGCCCAAGAAAGGGCUGAUAUUGCUGAAUCUCAAGUGAACAAGUUACGCAGCAAAACAAGAGAUAGUGGAAAAGUACGUGAAGAGGAGUAGACAGUCUGAAGACAGUCUGAAGACUUGAGAUUGUGCUUUAUUCUACGGCAACUUGAAGUUUUCAAAUUUUCUGAAAUAAAUAUCAUCUGCAAUAAAUAAGCAUAA